AAAUUGAAGUCAGCUGUUUUUUCAUUUGUACUGAUUAGAUAGGCUGUGAAUUUUGCUCCUUGAACCACAGUAGUUACCAGGCCUAGGUGAGGUUUUAAUUGGAAGCAGAAUGUCGUCGAACCUGUUGAGGACCAUCGCUAAGAUGCAGAAGAGGUUUGGCUCCAGUUCAGCCUCUGUAGAAAGUUCGGUUAUUGGCGCUAGGGAGAUAGUAGGUUUUGGAUUCAAUGGAGUGCCGAAUUAUGUUGAUAGACCUGACUUUCCUCUACCAGCCAUUAGAUUCAGGGCAGAUACAGCUGAUAUCAAAGCUUUGCGUGAAAAGGAAAAGGGAGAUUGGAAAAACUUAACACAAGGAGAAAAAAAAGCUCUAUACAGGGCAUCAUUUUGCCAAACAUUUGCUGAGAUGAAUGCUCCUACUGGAGAAUGGAAAUCAAUUGUUGGCUUAGCUCUUUGCUUUGGUUCGUUGGCGCUUUGGGCAUACAUGGGUAUGAAGUUGUUUGUUUACAACCCGAGCCUUCCAGAUUCUUUUAAGGAGGAAAACCGUCAAGCACAGCUUAAGAGAAUCCUAGCUUUUAAAAUGAAUCCUGUUGAUGGUUUAUCAUCAAAAUAUGACUAUGAAAACAACAAGUGGAAGUAAACUGGAAUGAAAUUUUUGAGUUAUAAUUAGUAACAAUUAUAAACUAUGUGCUGUAAAUGUAUAUAUAUCUAUCAAAUAUUUCAUAAAUAAAAAAAGCAAUAGUUAUUUUAGUUUUUAUGUUUCACAAUAUAAUGAUUAAGUAU
Molecule: messenger RNA, 777 nt
Organism: Nezara viridula (southern green stink bug)
Lineage: Eukaryota; Metazoa; Arthropoda; Insecta; Hemiptera; Pentatomidae
Source: the annotation of a GenBank genome assembly